Messenger RNA from Electrophorus electricus (electric eel), 930 nucleotides. It is a transcript of the gene sox32, whose product is annotated as SRY-box transcription factor 32. The record is from RefSeq and is a predicted model, not a curated record. Gene Ontology annotation, molecular function: DNA-binding transcription activator activity, RNA polymerase II-specific; RNA polymerase II cis-regulatory region sequence-specific DNA binding. Gene Ontology annotation, biological process: positive regulation of transcription by RNA polymerase II; cell differentiation. Gene Ontology annotation, cellular component: nucleus. NCBI's taxonomy places the organism in Eukaryota, Metazoa, Chordata, Actinopteri, Gymnotiformes, Gymnotidae.
AUGUACUUUGACAGAAUGCUCCCUAGUCUGGAGAUGAGAGCCAUGAACGAGAUGCUCGAAAAAGAGCGGUGUUAUUACGCGCCACCUAAGCAGCACGAGCCUUCUUUGACUGCACGCUCCCCCGUCUCGCGGCCUUCGAGCCCGGUGUCGGUGGAAUCUGAGCUGAGCUGCUCAAGCCCGGAAACCAAACCGACGACGGAAGCGCGAGUGAGAAGGCCCUUGAACGCCUUCAUCAUUUGGACGAAAGAGGAACGCAGACGUCUUGCGCAACUUAACCCCGACCUGGAGAACACUGACCUCAGUAAAAUACUUGGUAAAACAUGGAAAGCCAUGUCUCUGGCUGAGAAGCGUCCAUACAUGCAAGAGGCAGAGCGGCUGAGGGUCCAGCAUACUAUCGACCACCCCAACUACAAAUACCGCCCCCGUCGCCGCAAGACCAACAGGCGUGGCAGCAAGACUCCUCCUAGCGAGAGCAGUGCUUCCUCUAACCUCCACCUCAGCUAUAUGCUCCAAAACCAAGGCCUCCAGUAUCCAUACACACACUCACAUACUCUCUCCAGCUCGUACACACACCCACCUGGCCUGACUUUCCCAAGUCACCCCACUCCACCUCAGAAUGGGGCAACAUAUACAACCGGAGGGGUAAUGUUCUCUGAUGGAGAAGGGUACAUGAAUUCUUCCUUUGCAUAUCCACAGCAAGCUAUGUGCUCCACAGAAUCCCAGCCAUACUACAGUUCCCAGUAUGCUGGGCAGCAGAGGGGAGAGCACCGUGAUUGGCGAAGGACAGAGGUGUGUUCAUGCGUGCUGUGUUCUGGAGGACCAUCACUAGAUUUUUACCUGGAGCAGGUCCAGGUGGACAUGCUAGACCAGCUGGACCGCAGUGAGUUUGACCAGUACCUCAAUCCUCUCCAGCCUAAAGAGCAACACUGA